UUGGAUAGAAGAAGUCGAAAAGCGCAAAAUGAUGGAGUUCGACUUGGCCCCACGAGUUUUAGUGGGAAACAAGGUUGAUUUGUUAGAUCAACGGGCUGUUGAGACUUCUGUGGCACAAGAAUUUGCGGAAGAGCACGGAAUGAUUUACAUGGAAACAUCAGCUAAGGUUUCCAUCAAUGUCGAGGAACUUAUUUUCAUGCUGGUCAAGCGUAUAUUGAAGAGUAG
Molecule: messenger RNA, 225 nt
Organism: Acaulospora colombiana
Lineage: Eukaryota; Fungi; Glomeromycota; Glomeromycetes; Diversisporales; Acaulosporaceae
Source: the annotation of a GenBank genome assembly